Molecule: messenger RNA, 1575 nt
Organism: Eucalyptus grandis
Lineage: Eukaryota; Viridiplantae; Streptophyta; Magnoliopsida; Myrtales; Myrtaceae
Product: probable leucine-rich repeat receptor-like protein kinase At1g35710
Exons: 1
Coding region: 1-1575 (524 amino acids)
Molecular function (GO): protein binding
Source: RefSeq, a predicted model, not a curated record
AUGGCGGCAUCAUCUCAAAAACAGCUCUCUAUGCUCUUCCUAGUUCAUGUCCUUCUCAUGCUUAUUAUGCGAGAAGUGUCUCGUCCUACUUCGUCAAAAAGCUCUCCUCUAUUGGCCUUUGCUCUUUCAGGCAGCCAAACAAGAAUUGAGGAAGCGGAGGCACUGCUAAAAUGGAAAUCUAAGCUCAACAGUGAGAGUCGCUCUAUCUUAUCUUCGUGGAAUGGAAGCGACCCUUGUUCUUGGCGUGGACUCGGUUGCAAUCCUCUCAGGAGCAUCAUCAGUUUGAACCUCUCGAGCUACGCCAUCCAUGGUACGCUUGAUGAUCUCGAUUUCUCCUUAUUGCCCAACUUGGUCACCCUUAACCUUGCCAACAAUUCACUCUUUGGGAACAUCCCCUCGAGCCUCGGCAAUCUUUCCAAGCUUGCUUACCUAGAUUUUUCUCAAAACCACCUUUCUGGACACGUUCCAACCCAACUCGGAUUGAUGCGGUCUCUAGAAAUUCUGGCAUUGCCGUCGAACAACAUCACUGGUGCAGUCCCCGGCUCUAUAGGAAGUUUGAAUAACUUGACUGGCUUAUAUCUUCAGAACAAUAAGAUCUCCGGGUUCAUCCCACAAGAAGUAGGAAUGCUCAAAUCUCUCAAUUAUCUGUUUCUACAAAACAACCGCAUCGCCGGUCGAAUUCCUUCUUCCAUUGGAAAUAUGAGCAGCUUGAUGAAGUUAUGGCUUUUCAACAAUGAUCUUAUCGGGUCCAUUCCAGUAGAAAUAGGGAUGUUGGGGUCUCUUAGUGAGCUUGAUUUAUCAAACAAUUACCUCAGUGGAUCCAUCCCGAGAACUCUAGGAAACUUGACCAAUUUAGGCUUUCUUUACUUCUAUGGGAACCAACUCUCUGGCCACAUACCUGAAGAAGUUGGAGGAAUUAGAGCCCUCAUACAUUUUGAGCUUUCAAGCAAUGAUCUAACAGGUUCAAUCCCGCCGUCAAUAGGGAACUUAAGUGGCUUGGACAUUCUUUAUCUUUUCCACAAUAAGCUUUCCGGUCCUAUUCCUCCGGAAAUCGGAAACCUUAGAUCUCUCUCUCGACUUGCUCUCUACUCUAAUAAUCUCACAGAAUCCAUCCCAGAAACGAUUGGGAUGUUGGGCAACUUGACCGACUUGCUCCUCUAUGAAAACAAUAUCUCCGGCCCUAUACCUUCUAGUAUCGGAAACUUAAGCAAGCUUGAAGUAUUGCACUUGGACCAAAAUAAGUUGUCCGCCCCAAUUCCGAAAGAGAUGGGAAGACUAGGACUCCUUGUUGUGCUGUUUCUAUGUCAGAAUAGCCUUGAAGGCUCUCUUCCCAUUGAGAUCAACAAUCUCACAUCCCUCGCACACCUAGGACUAGGCGACAACCAGCUCGUCGGCCAAUUGCCCCCGGAUAUAUGCAACGGUCAAGUUCUUGAAAAUUUCACUGCCCAAAACAAUCACUUCACGGGACCGCUACCAAGAAGCCUGAAAAAUUGUACGAGUUUGUAUAGAGUUAGGCUCCAAAAUAACCAGCUAAGGGACAAUAUUUCUAAUGUUCUUGGCACAUACCCAACUUAA